AUGGUUGCCAUCGCCCGCUCCUUCGGCGCCGCCCGCCUGGCCGCCCGUUCCGUCCAGACCAGCAAGCCUGCUGCGCGCUUCAUCUCCACCAAUGCCCAGCCCAAGAACUCGCUCGUCAUGAACGGCGCCGUCCGCAACGCUUUCAAGAACAACGCCGGCCGCCAGAUCAUCCAGAGCCGUGGCAUCGUUGCUGAGUCGACCGCCGCCGCCAUGGUCGCCGCCGCCAAGAUUCAGGGUGCUGGUAUCGCCACCGUCGGCCUUGCUGGUGCUGGUGUUGGUAUCGGUACGGUUUUCGGUGCCCUCAUCCAGGGUGUCGCCCGCAACCCGUCUCUCAGGGGUCAGCUCUUCCAGUACGCCGUUCUCGGUUUCGCCUUCGCCGAAGCUACUGGUCUCUUCGCUCUCAUGAUGUCCUUCUUGCUCCUCUACGUUGCAUAG
This is a messenger RNA of Didymosphaeria variabile, 435 nucleotides long. It is a transcript of the gene atp9, whose product is annotated as ATP synthetase subunit 9. Gene Ontology annotation, biological process: proton transmembrane transport; proton motive force-driven ATP synthesis. The transcript has 2 exons. The record is from RefSeq and is a predicted model, not a curated record. Bases 1 to 435 code for a protein of 144 amino acids. Gene Ontology annotation, molecular function: proton transmembrane transporter activity. Lineage: Eukaryota; Fungi; Ascomycota; Dothideomycetes; Pleosporales; Didymosphaeriaceae.